AUGCUAUCCUGGAAGACCCUCUCUCUGCUUGUUGCGGCCGCUGUGGCCAUGAACGGCGUCGCUGCCAUCGAGCAGGGCUACGGCGGCGGCGUGAACCUGCCGGCGUCCACCACCGCAACUCCCUCGGACGAGUCCCCCGUGCAGUCGACGCCCACCGGUUCGUCGGUGGACGCCUCGUCGGCCGUCGACCAGAGCAGCACCGACACGUCGUACCCGAGCAAGACCGACACGGCUCUGCCCAGCGGCAGCGGCAGUGGCAGCAACCCGUCCACUGGUAGCGCCGUGGCAGGCUCGUCGGCCAUCGACCAGGGCAGCGACGCCAGCACUCCCAGCCAAACCGACAUCACCGCCAGCAGUGCCGGAAGUGCCGUGGAAGGCUCAUCGGCCAUCGACCAAGGCAGCAACGCGACGCCCGACACCGCGUCGACUUCGGCGUCGGGCUCGGCUCCGUGUGACGACUCGUUCUCGCUUGCCGGCAGCUCCGCGACCGGCAGCGACGUGGCCGGCUCGUCGGCUCUGGACGAGAGCAGUGCUUCAGGCUCGGAGCCGUGCGAGGGAUCUCUGUCGCUUGCGGGCAGCUCCGACUCGAGCGCGAGCCAGCCGACGCAGGGCUCCGCCACCCAGGACCAGGGCACGAGGCCGGCAGCGAGGCAACCACGCCAACGCAGGGCUCUACCGGGCAGCGAUGCCGCUACCCCAAGCACGAACGAGACCGGCAGCGAGGCUUCUACGCCGACGAGCGAGGCCGGGAGUGACGCCACGAGCCCGACUCAGACGGGUGCGUCGGCCGCCACGGAGAGCAGCGGAUCGGCGACGUUCCCGAGCACGGGCACGAGCUGCAAGCGCCGUCUGCGCCGUCACUAG
Messenger RNA from Phytophthora sojae, 864 nucleotides. RefSeq lists its product as hypothetical. The coding region runs from base 1 to 864 and encodes 287 amino acids. The record is from RefSeq and is a predicted model, not a curated record. NCBI's taxonomy places the organism in Eukaryota, Oomycota, Peronosporomycetes, Peronosporales, Peronosporaceae. The transcript is spliced from 3 exons.